AAACAGGGAAGAGCAAGCCGGUAAACAGCACUUCUCCACAGCCUCUGCAUCAGCUCCUGCCUCCAAGUUCCUGGCCUGCUUGAGUUCUUGCCCUAACUUUCCUCAGUGAUGAACCUUGAAGUGUCUAAAGGAAAGUGACUUCCUCUGACUCACCUACAUUUGCAGCUCUGCAGCACCCAGCCCUGUAGCCUCUGGACGCUCAGUCACUUGUUACUUGACUCCAUCUGGCCUGGCCCAACUCAGACCCUCUCACAAUGGGACUCUCCUGGAAGGAACGGAUCUUCAUGGCUCUGUUGGGAGUUGCAGCAGCCUCUGGCCUCACCAUGCUCGUCCUCAUCCUGGUGAAGGCAACCAAUGUUCUCUUGCCUGCAGACACCAAGUUUGGGAUUGUGUUUGAUGCCGGCUCCUCCCACACAUCCCUGUUUGUGUACCAGUGGCCAGCAAACAAGGAGAAGGACACAGGAGUGGUCAGCCAGGCCAUGACUUGCCAGAUAGAAGGACCUGGAAUCUCUUCCUAUACCUCUGACCCGACACAGGCUGGGGAAAGCCUGAAGAGCUGCCUGGAGGAGGCGCUGGCGUUGAUCCCACAGGCCCAGCAUCCACAGACGCCCACAUUCUUGGGGUCCACAGCAGGAAUGAGGCUGCUCAGCCAGAAGAACAGCUCUCAGGCAAGAGACAUCCUAGCUGCAGUCUCCCAGACACUAAGCAAGUCUCCUGUGGAUUUUUGGGGUGCUAAGAUCUUGCCUGGGCAGGAUGAAGGUGCCUUUGGCUGGAUCACCAUCAACUAUGUCCUGGGAAUGCUCCUGAAGUAUUCCUCUGGACAGUGGAUCCUGCCUGAAGAGGGGAUGCUCGUUGGUGCUCUGGACCUUGGUGGAGCCUCCACGCAGAUCAGCUUCGUGCCUCAGGGACCCAUCCUGGACCAGAGCACCCAGGUUACCUUCCGCCUGUACGGUGCCAACUACAGUGUCUACACUCACAGCUACCUCUGCUUUGGGCGGGACCAGAUCCUGAGCAGGCUCCUGGCUAAGCUGGCACAGGACAGGUUGAGCAGCCAGGUGGCCCCGGUCAGACACCCAUGCUACCACAGUGGCUACCAGGCCACACUGUCACUGAGUUCCUUGUAUGACUCACCCUGCAUCCACACUACAGAUUUCCUGAACCACACCCAGAACCUCACAGUUGAAGGGACAGGCAACCCUGGGAACUGUGUGGUAGCUCUCCGAAGUCUCUUCAACUUCUCCAGCUGUAAGGGCCAGGAGGACUGUGCUUUCAAUGGCGUCUACCAGCCUCCUGUGCAUGGCCAGUUCUAUGCCUCCCUCAGGCUUGCACAGCCUUCUCUACUCCUCCAGGCCUUUUCCAACUUUUACUACACCUUCCAUUUCCUGAACCUCACGUCCAGGCAACCACUGAACACUGUCAACGACACUGUCUGGAAGUUCUGUCAGAAACCCUGGAAACUGGUGGAAGUCAGCUAUCCUGGGCAGGAGCGCUGGUUACGGGACUACUGUGCCUCGGGUCUGUACAUCCUCGUAUUGCUGCUGGAGGGCUACAAAUUCAGUGAGGAGACCUGGCCCAACAUCCAGUUCCAGAAGCAGAGGUAUGGAAACAGACACAUGUGAAGAUGCAGACACUGGCAACAUCUGGGAGAAGAGUAGAGGGUGAGGGAGAGCACCAUCAGGGAUUCCCAUCAAAAGACCUGAGCCCUCCUUUGAAGCUGACUUCUGGUAAGUUCUGCCUUCAGUCUACAGCCUCGUGUGAAUGAAUGCUCACCCCAGCCCUAGGAGCCUUGGGCCCACUUUCUACCUUCUGACUUUCAAAUGGCCUAGACUAUACCUAACUGUCCUCAUAAACAUACUAGAUGUCCAGUGCAGGGGCCAGCCACACCAUUAGCUUGACAUAGGCUACAUUUUGGCUGCUGAGUCCCUGAGCUGGAAAAUACCCUAGCGUUUUACCUUAGCCUUGCCAAGGAAAUCCAUGGGCUCCAGAUGUUUUAGGUAUCGCCUGGGAGGCUGGAAGACCUCACCCUUGGGUACUUGCCAUAGCUGUAGGGGUACCUGUUUCUGAGAUGGAACAUGUAAACUGGGUUAGCCACAGUUGCAAGAGCCCUGAGCCUUGACACAGAAGGGGCUGCCUGGGCUCCAUUCAUACGUGAUGAUACAGGAAGUAUGAGGCACCCAGGCUACCCACCUCUCUCCAUGUCCUGGAGUUAGUCUUGAAGGAGUAAGCUGGAGAACCUGACCCCAUACCAAUCUGGCUGUUACCUGCCCUACUCACCUGCACUUUGUCCAUGGCAAUGUCCAGGAUGUCUUGAGCCCCUUCUGGCCAUUUGGGGAUUGCCUCCACUAGAGUAUUGGCAGCCUUGGUCCAGAGCCCUGCCUGGCACUGUGCCGAUGCCAUGUUGUAUAGGACCUAGGAACAAGGAUGGACAUGACUGCAGGGGCCAGGACCCCCAGGUGGUCCUCAUAUGAGCUCCCCAGUUACAGUAGCUGAAGGUUCUUCUGUAUGUUCAUCUGAUGCUACAGGUAGGGACAAGGCCACCUGCUGCCUGACUGGCUCAGUUGUCAGGCACCAAGUUCUCAUGCCCCUUAUCUGUUUAGUACUGGAGGGGCCAUGUUUUGCUUUGGACUUUUCUGUUUGAAGCAGAUUUCCCUUUUAAAGUGUCUUCCUUAUGGGGGAUGAGGAGGCAGUUGGAGAGAUGGCUCAGUGGUUAAGAAUACUUGCUGCUUUUCCCAAGACUUGGGUUAGACUCCCAACUCUCACACAGUGGCUCACAAAGUCUCCCCUUAUCUGACACCCUCCCAAUUUCUACACCAUGCCACCACCUUUAACUGACCCCAUACCUCUGAGUCUAGAGUAUGUUUAAGGGCUCCCAUUGACAAUGCAGGGACAAUCAGGACCCGACAUACAAUGGAACACAACAUUCUCAUGGGCAAAGAGGACUGAGGUAAGGCUAUCUUAAACCCUCUGUGACAUGCAGAUAAACUCACACAAUGCUGUGACCCCACUCUUCCUUCAUCCUGGAGAUGUAAGCACAUAGCAAACUUAGCUUUGCUACAAGGAGAGGCACCUCCCUACUCUUCCUACCUGCUGUGUUCCAACUGUUUCCCUGGCUCAGCUGUAGGCACUGCUGAGCCAACCCCUUUCCCCCUAAACUGUCUGUCACCUUGUCAUGAUCUUCAAGUAUGUUCUGUUUUUAUCUGCUUUUGGAGCCCUGGAUUUCAGGGCUCCAAAAGUCUUUGGCUGGACAGAACGCCUCAUUCUGCAUGGCGGACCAUGACAGCAACACCAACAUAAAGGUGACAAGCCCUGGCAGACUCCAGACUUCACCCUAGGACUCCAGUCAGGACCUCAGACUACAUUAUAGGACCCUUAUUGCAAAUCAGGGCCAUGGCAGAGCCUUAGACCUUUCAUUAAACCCAAGACUCACAGAGAACACCUCUAAGCCCAGUGACACUGCUUGGCAUGUGACCUCUGCACAAGCCAAUGCUCACUUACCUCCCAGGCUUGCAAUUUGAAGUUCAGACCCAGUUGUGUGUAGUCAAUGACAGCAUUGUCCCUCAGCUGUGCCAGGGCCAACUGGAAGUCAGACACAGCCUCCUGGAACCUGUGGGCAUCAGGGGUCUCUCAGUAGCUACAAAGGAGUUGCUGAACCUCUGAAGGGUGUUUUGGGAUACUCCACCCAUCCUUCUCUCUGUGUCAGCUCUGGGAGACCUGGAGGCAAUAGCAGUCACCUUCCUGGGUACUCAAGUCCAGAGGAGUGUGCUUAACUGAAGUUGACUGUCUAAUUCUGCUUGGCCACUUGAACAUCUGCUCUCUGCACCUGACAGGGGACCAUGCCUAUAUCCCCAAACCCCUUCUAACUGUUCUGGUCAUUUCUUUCCUGCCCCUCAGGCCCUAAUCUUACGAGGCCUUCACUAAUCUCUGAACUUCAAACUGUGGAUGAAAUCUCUGUCCCUUACCAGAUAUUCCACUUUCCCCAGUCACCCUUCCUUGGCAUUGGGGCCUGUAAUCCUGAUUAUCUCUCCUCCCUUCCUCCUCUUGGAAGCUGGGUAGCCAUGUGUAUCUUGGGAUAAGCCCUGGUUUUCACAUUUGCAAAUUGGCUAUAAAUACAGUGACCUUACCACUACAGACAUAGGGAGAGAGCCAGUGAUGUUGAGAAAGUACUAUAAAUUUUGACAGGGACAAGAGCCAUGUAUGGGGGCCCCAGGCUAACCAGAGCAUUCUCAUUGAGGCUGGAGGGGAUCUAGGAGCAAGCAUGGGUUUGCAGAGACAAAAAACCAUCCAAUAAGGAACAGGGGAUACUGCUGUGUUCUCACCUCUGCAGCUGGAAAUUGGCCACUCCCCGCUGGAGGAAGCCAACAGCCAUGCAGGUGUCCUUAGUCACUGCUUGGUCAAAUGCCUAGGGACAAAAAUGUGUGUGGAACACUAAACUCAGUAACCGAGGAACCCAAAGCCACAAACACACAUGGAAAUGUAUCAACAGCGAGGGCCACUGUCCAGUUAAAGCCUGGAGAGUGUGUUACUGCAUAGAUUUCUCAGCUGCCCCCAAGCACCUCACAUCAGACUCAGGGCACACCCCCAUGGCAUAGAAACCCAAUUUGUCCACAAGGAGCACAGAGCUAGAAGAAAACGCCCCCCAAUAUCAAUAAAAGUCAUCUCUGGGAGACAGAACUGUGUAAAUUUUGGACUUUUAAAAAUCUCUUUGCAGGAGCUAGAGAG
Molecule: messenger RNA, 4719 nt
Organism: Mus caroli (Ryukyu mouse)
Lineage: Eukaryota; Metazoa; Chordata; Mammalia; Rodentia; Muridae
Gene: Entpd8
Product: ectonucleoside triphosphate diphosphohydrolase 8
Biological process (GO): nucleoside diphosphate catabolic process
Cellular component (GO): plasma membrane
Molecular function (GO): ribonucleoside triphosphate phosphatase activity; GDP phosphatase activity; UDP phosphatase activity
Source: RefSeq, a predicted model, not a curated record